Messenger RNA from Vigna unguiculata (cowpea), 1973 nucleotides. RefSeq names its product protein TPX2-like. NCBI's taxonomy places the organism in Eukaryota, Viridiplantae, Streptophyta, Magnoliopsida, Fabales, Fabaceae. Gene Ontology annotation, molecular function: protein kinase activator activity; microtubule binding. Gene Ontology annotation, biological process: mitotic spindle assembly; activation of protein kinase activity; regulation of mitotic spindle organization. The record is from RefSeq and is a predicted model, not a curated record. Gene Ontology annotation, cellular component: nuclear microtubule; spindle.
ACCCACUUCCCUCUUUCACUGUCACUGAGCAGCUAUCUCUCUGUAAGCCCAAGAAACAGAUUCUUCGGUGUUGGGAUUAGAUUAGGAGCUCCGAACCCGCAUUGCACUCAGUUCACCUACUAAACGACAGCGUAGAGAAACAGAUAGUGUCAGUGUGUAUGUGAAAGAGGUAAUGUCGAUGACGAUGGUGAUGGAGGAAGACGAAGACGCAGAAAUAGAGCACGUCUUCGUUGCUCAUGAAAUCGAUCUCGAUUACGAGUUCGACGCUGCUCGGUUCUUCGAUUUCACUCGACCGGAGACUCCAGCGGAAGCUCACCAAGCUGAGUUUUGGUUUCAAACUGCUGCUAGUUACCCUCCUUUGCCGUUUGUGAGAAGGCUGGUUAUGAGAAAGGAUUUGUUCUUGGACGAUUUUAGCGAUUCGCCAAAAUCCGAACACCUGAACUGCACGAGUAAUGUUGAUGAUGAAAAAUCCAGUGUUCCGUUACAGACGGGAAUUUUGGACACGGCUUUUGAAGAUAAUGGACUUACAUUUGGAAGUAAGACAAUCGGGAAUAAUUUGAAUUCUAAGGCUAAGUCUGCCGUGUCCAAGAGUUCAACACUAAUGAAACCUACCACCAGUCAAUUGGCCAAGCAAAAUCUCCCUGCUAAAAUUGUUGGUUCAAGAUUUCAAAAGCUACUAUCUCAGAAUGAACAAAGUUUAUCUAUCUCUUCUGGGGUAGAAAGUCAAGCUGCCAAGAGGCAAAAACUAGAGGGCGGUCUCUUGUGUAAGGUUCCAGAUGUGAAGCCUCAAACCAAUUUUUUCCACAAGACUCGAAUGAGGGAUGUCAUGGUUGAACAAAACUCUACAUGUUCGAAGCUGAGGCUUACUAUUCCAAGGGAGCCUGACCUUAGAACAGCACAGAGAGCACAUAGGAUAAGACCUAAAAAUGUUGCUGAGGCAGAGCGAGUAACAGUUGCAGCUCCCAGAUUCAAAGCUCGCCCAUUAAAUAGAAAAAUUCUUGAGGCUCCUUCAUUGCCACCUCCCAAAAGGAGCACUCCACGGUUGCCUGAAUUUCAAGAAUUUCACUUGAAAACUUCGGAGAGGGCAAUCCAACACACAUCUGCUACGUCAUCUUCACUUCACUGCUAUGAUUCUGAUAAGGGUUGGGACAAGCAUACUAACGUUUCUUUAGAAAAUAGAAUCAAGGAUUUAAGAAGACCUACCCCAGGAGGUGCACCAACGUAUGAUGGAUUGGGGUUUACACACAUUUUUAAAGCUCGGCCACUUAAUAAGAAGAUAACUCAAAGUAAAGGAGAUGGUGGUUUCCGUAACUGCAGACAGGAAACAACACUCCCAAUGGAAUUUGAUUUACAGUCUGAAAAGGAGGUUCAGCAAGAUCCGCCAACUGAACUCUUUAGCAAGCUUUCUCUGGCAUCUGAGUGCCAGCCAAAUAAUGGAUCUCAUUUCAAACUGCCUCAGCAUUCCGGGAUGUGUAGAAAGGAGAAGACUUUUAUGUUUGGGGCAAGUCAAACUUCUCGAGGGAAUCGCGGUUGCAUCAAUCUGAUGGGUGGAAGGAGGAGCUUAGGAAUUCGGUGACUAAACUAGGGAAAAUGUGCAACCUGCUUAGUUAUGGGCAUCAAACUAGAAUUUUUGCUGACAUGAGAUUGACUGUACAUAGUUGAAUCUGACCGCGGAUGAUAGGUGUAUAUUUUUUUCUGUACACAGAAUCUUACAUUUUUUUUCUAGGUGAACAGCUUGUAUCUUCUGUAACUGUCCUUGAUCAUAAUUCAAAAAGUAUAUGAUUAAAGGCGAGAGUGUUGCAGUCCCUUAAGCUUAUGUUUAAUUUCUCUUUUCAUAGCAUUAAUCAAUAUGUAAUUUAUUUAUCCUAAUUUCUGGAAUGGUAUAUGUAACUGGACCGAGUUCGGAUGCCCAAUCGACUGGUAUAUCCCUUUCACAUUUCUUGGUCAUUUCUCUUUCAACUUGAAUUAACUUU